AUGAAUCGACCGAGCCCUUGGAUGUGUUCUAAGGACUUGGUUGGACCGUACUCAGUAUCCGUCAGUGGCAUUUCUGGUUCAUCUGUUUAUAGAUCGAGUCAGGGGUGUUACAAAUUGUGGUAUCAGAGCAUGGUUCAUGAUCAUGCGUCAGUGGGACUAGCAAUAGAAUCCGAUUGGGGGCCAUCAGAUGAUACAGAGACAGAGUUGGAGAGUGAGAGUGUUACUUUAUCACUUGAAGAUGAUGAGGAAGAAGAUGGUAACCACGAUCAGCCAAAAGCAGUAGAGUCAAGGCGUAUUUCUCCAGAGCAGAGAGAACGUGUGAACCAAGCGACAAAUCGAAUGAUGACAGUGAUGCAUGAUAUAUUGACUUACUUGAAGGACGAAAGGCAAGCAGCAACAAAUGGUAAAUCCGGAGGCUCGACAUUUCCAGACUUCCUGAAGAUCGUAACGAUGAUGAAGAAGCUUGGAUCAACACAUUAUGGUGGAGGAACAAACCCAUUUGAUGCUGAUAGUUGGUUGCAAAACAUGGAGAAAAACUUUGCAGCCACUCGGUGUCCUGAAGAUUUCAAGAAGGAUGUCGCAGCAAACUAUCUAGAGAAGGAUGCUGCGAGUUGGUGGUCAACUGUUGAAAACUACUACAACAAUCCAGGAGCGACAUGGCAAGAGUUUGAGAAGGAAUUUAUAAGGAAAUAUUUUCCACCGGAGGCAAGAGAUAGAUUGGAGGCUCAGUUCUUGAGAUUAGAACAAGGGAAGAGAAGCGUCAGAAACUACAAGGCAGAAUUCACAAGACUCAGGAGAUACGUUAGAUAUGGCCAAGGAGAUGAAGCUGCGAUAACAAGGAUAUUCAUGCAUGGGUUAAGACCAAAACUUUAG
Molecule: messenger RNA, 873 nt
Organism: Microthlaspi erraticum
Lineage: Eukaryota; Viridiplantae; Streptophyta; Magnoliopsida; Brassicales; Brassicaceae
Source: the annotation of a GenBank genome assembly